GUCUGGAGUUAGGCGCUUUUAUUAUGACAAAAGUUAGAAAUGGUUAGAAAUCUCUCUUGUAAUUUCUCAUUGCUAUAAAAUGCAUGUUCGAAAUAAUAUCUGACAGAAAAAUAAAAUUACAUAUAUCGGCGUUUUUAAUUAGUUUUAAAUUAGAUAAAAAUUAAUUUCACGUUGAAAUGGAAGAAACGAGUAAACUUACACGGAACGAUGUCGACAUAUCAGCACCUUCUGUUCCUUUAACUGAAUCACCCAGGAAAUGCAACUUGUCAUUUUCAAUUAACUUUGACUUCAACGAUGUUAAUAGCGAAAACUCGACCGAUUCCGAAAAUGCAGAUCUACAAAUCGAUAUAUCCGAGGUGGAUAAUUAUGAGCCAUCCAGUAAGCACAAGAGAGAGGCUGUCGAAGAAGCAUCAGUACUUAAUGAAAUGGAAGAAGAGAUUGAGAGACAACUCGAUGCUAAAGCUGCCAAAACUAACUUAACUGCCACUAACGUUAAAAAUAUAUUGAAACAUGUAAUUCCUUAUGAACAUUUAAUGACAAUGGUACAAAAAUGGCUUCAAGACACAGAAAAUGAUGUUAACAUUGGUCCUAAACUCACAAGAGCUAAAGCUAAAAAAUUAGCAGCUGCAAAAGUCAGUAUACCAUGGCCUAUUACUACGGCACAACAGACUUCUUCGGAAGUGCAAGCUUUGAUUCAGGAGGAACUAUCAGAAGAUUCAUCUGAUGAAGAAUAUAAUCCUGAACAUGAUAAACAGAGUGACGAUGAUAGGGAAAUAGAAAAUAUAAUAAACAGUGAUAUAGAGUCACAGCUGUUGAUGUCAUCAAAUAAUAAGAAUUUGACUUCUUCUGAACAACAAACAUCACCACAAAUACAAUAUGAUUCUGAAGGAAUUUUUAAAAUACCAGUUGUUCCUCCUGUUUCGAUGGAAGAAGAAAGUAUUGGUCAAAGAACACGUUCCAAAUUUUCUUUGAGUGAAACUUCUUUGGAGGAAAUAGAACAAGCAUUUAUACCACCUGAUAUAACUGCUGAUAUGACUGAGGAUUGGGAUUGUGAACUUGAUGAAGAUUGGGAUAAUUUUUUGAAAGAAUUUACGCAACCUUUGACACAAGAACUAGCUGUAGAGGAUGAUCCAGAAGCAGAUCCAGAAUAUAACAUCUUGGAGGAUGAAGAAACAGAUUUAUUGGAUAAAGAAGAACUUAGGACAGAUAGAGCAGUAGAAGUUCCUCGUAAGGAACAAUAUGAUUUAAUUGCAGAAUUACUUGAAUUAACUCCAAUGUUUUCAACACAAGAACAAGAAGUGUCAAAAAAGAAGAAAGUUUUAGAUAAUAUAACACCACCAAUUGAAAAUAGCACUAUGAAUUGCUCUGUGGCACAUCUUUUACCAGUAGUUACGGAACCUGAAUUGCCAAAAUUGAUCAAUCCUGAACAACGUCUUCUAUUAGCCACACAAUUUCAGCAACACGUACAAUUAAUGGCACAAUAUUUUGUUAUGACUUAUAUGCAUCCAGAAUAUCAUUCAUUAGCAAAAAUAUGUAAACAAAACUUAGAUAGUUUGAGGUAUUUAAGUAAUGGUCCAAAUUCUACAUUUAAUGCAAAAAACUUAGAAGAAGCUUUAAAAUUAGUAUCAACUUGGGAAAAUAAAUUUAAUGACUCAGAGUUUCAUGCAGAUUUCAAAAAGAAUAUAACGAAUGAAAUUGCUAAAACUCAAAUAUAUAUUGAAAAUAAAUGGAGAUAUACCGAACAAUUUUUUCCUGAAUUAGAAAAAUUAUUUGUUGAAAGUAAAGCUCUUAUGUACCCACAGCUUCUACCGUCGAUACCUUUCAGAAAUGGUGUUAAACAAAAUACAAAAUCUACAUACUUAAAAUCGGAAGAAACUUUAAUUGCAUUAGGUAUAGAACAAUUCUUACCAUACGUUGCAUCUAUACCAAGGAAAUUUCAUUCAAAAAAAAUGCAGUUGAUUGAUGCAACUCAACUUAUUAGCGAUUACCUGCUACCAUGUAGAGACGCACGAGGAAUGUUUCAUCAUAUUAACAAACGUCGCGCUUCUAAAGAUGAAAAUCCAAUCAAGCAUUAUUUUGAAAAAGGUUGCGCGCCUAAAAUAAUACAUUACAUAAUACUUGAAAAUAAACUUAAAGCUCCAAAAGAUCAACCCAUAGAACUUUUACCUGUAAGGUGGCAAAUGUAUUUUGUAACAAAAAAACAUAGAAAUAAUUCGGUAAAAAAUAAAGAUAUAUUUGAUUCGUAUCAUAAUUUUAAUAAAGAAGACACUAACAUGAAUACAAUAAUAAAAUCAUAUCCUAGUAUUCCUAAAAAUCAUCUAUUACGAAAUCCAAUUGUAAAUAUGUUACCAAAAAUAUUACCUGCAACUUUAAAUCCAAAAGCUUCAGCUAAGAUUGAUAAUUCUACUACACAAAGUUUUAAACUCGAUAGCAGCGAUAAAAAAAUAUCCGAUAAUAAUACACAAAAUAUAGAAAUUCAUAAAAAGAAAACAGUAUAUAAAACGCAUACAAAUAUUUGCUCUUUAAAAGCAAAUACUUCAGAUGUAAAACUAACACAAACAGAUAAAUCAGAUGUAAAUAAUACAAAAUUAAAUAUUAUAUUACCUAGAAAUUUAAAAAUAUCCAAAGAAAAAGAAUCACAACAAAUAUCAUUAGGAUCACCACAAAUACGAAAAACCACACCACGAUUAGCAAAAACACGAAGUGCUCAAAAUAUGAAAUUGAUGGCACAAGCUUUAGGCUCAAAGAAUUCGUCUAAUUGCACUUUAAAAUCUAAAGAAAAAGAUAUUAUAGAUAAAAAUAUUGAUGAGCAUUGUAGUUCAUCAAAAGUUGAUAACGAAGAAGAAAUAGCAGAAUUAAUGCUAGCCAGUACUACGAUAAUAAAAGAUCCUAUAAGUAGAAAAAAAGCUAAGCAAACUAGAGAAUUGGAAAUUAUCAAAAGAUUAUUAAAAGCUGAGAACCCGUUGAAUGAAGAAGAACGUGAAGCAAAAUUUGCAGCGUCGUAUCUUCAGAAAUUGCACUUAACAUUGGAAUCUAAUAAUCCAGAAACAUUUAAGGCUGUGAUAAAGUUAUAUUUGGAUUACAGUGAAAAGUUAGAAAGUAUUAAUCGUAUAGAUGUUAAUCCAUCAUUUUCCGAAGAAUUAACAAAUAAACAGAUAUUACAAGAUACUGCAAUGAAAAAAGACAUAUUAAUUAUUCAAUUAUACCAAGAGAUCUGUAAAAAAUUACAAAAUUAUCCAGAAAUAUGUACAGAUUUUCUGUUAUUUUUAAAACCACAUCAAGCUGCAAUGAUUGGUAAAUCUAUAGAAUAUAUGAUGUUACAAAAGAUGAAUGAUUUCGUUCAUGUUGCACAAAUAUAUUUUGCUAAACAACCAUCACGAAUAGCAAAAAUGAUGCAAGCAAUUACACAACUUUCAUCUGAUCCACAUACAACUUUAGAAAAUGUUCAUACUGUUAUAAGUUCUGUCUUUAAAGGUCAUCCACUCGUUAUGGAUUUAUUCUUGCAAAUUCUCCCUACUGCAAAACCUCCUGAAAGUUUAUUUGCACCUCAUAUGUUUGAAAACAUGACGUGUCCAUUAGGACCUUAUGAUAAAAAUAUGACUUACACUGAAAAUGCAUCAGAACUAUAUGAAAAUAUAGAAUUAUCAACGACAACAUGUCAGGAAGACCCAUAUGGUGGAGAGAAUUGUAAAUGCGAUUGUCACAAUACGGAUGAUGCAAAUUCGAAAAAUAGUUCUGAACAUUGUGUUUCCUGUGGCACACGAUUUCUGAAUGGAAAAAUUUAUCUUCAAACUCUUGAAGGAUUACGACCUGCCAAAAUUACAUUUCCUGGGGAAGAUCGGGAGAAAUUAGAAAAUAUUGCGCGUAUAUCGUUAAAGAUUGCUGAUAAAGCUAUUCCAUCAAUUUCGUCUAAGAAACGACGGAAAUCAUCAAAAAAUGAAUCUAAUCACGAAGAUAUUUCAAGUCAAAAAGAGAAACAAUGCACUACAAGCUCACCGUUAAAAGAUAAUGAAGAUAAUGAAAAGGCAGUAACCAAAUCUAAAAGAAAUGUCAAAUUUACACUCAAAACUGCCAAAAAAAUUUUUAAAAGAAUAAGUACUGAAGAUCAUGUAAUUCCUGAUAAAAGAAUGCGUAUGACUCAAUACAAAAGUAAACGAGAAAAAAAGACUGAAGAAAGUGAUGUUUUAUCAGAACGAAAUGAGUCUGAUAUUGCAAAACAAGAAAAAAUAAAUGAACUUACGGAGAAAACUAACAAUUAUAUACAAUUGUCAAUGCAAGACGAUUCGUUGAACACUGAAUUAAUUACAAAAACACAAAUUUCUCCAAGUACAAGCAAUAGUACUGGUUGUAAUUUGAAUAAUAAAAAUAUAGAGGCAGGAACAAUGGAAACUAAUAUGCAAUCAAAAUCUAAUUUAAUUAACAAUAAACCAUGGACACGUCAAGAAGAUAUGAUAUUGCUGCAAAGUAUAAAAAAGGAAUACUCAGAAAAUUCAUUCCUAUUGAUUAGCAAAAAAUUAGAGAAUCGUACUAUUCAUCAAGUGAAAGAGAGAUGCCAAACUUUGCUUUCUUUAUUGCAGAAAAUGAUGUAAAUAUAUAAAUAUGUAUACAUUUAUUAUAUUUUAAAUCUGUGAUUAAAUAUUUAAGAUUAUUUAAUAAUAAUAAAUGCAAAUAGAAAUGGUUUGUUGUUACUUGUGCUCUUUUUAAUAUUUUUUGUGAAUACAAAAUGAUUUAGUACUUAUAUCCAGGAAUAUCAAAGAAAGAGAGCACGAAAAAUAGAGAAAAAGUAAAGAAAU
Molecule: messenger RNA, 4793 nt
Organism: Pogonomyrmex barbatus (red harvester ant)
Lineage: Eukaryota; Metazoa; Arthropoda; Insecta; Hymenoptera; Formicidae
Gene: mute
Product: gon-4 like protein muscle wasted
Biological process (GO): regulation of DNA-templated transcription
Cellular component (GO): nucleus
Molecular function (GO): transcription coregulator activity
Source: RefSeq, a predicted model, not a curated record